Capsella rubella is the source of this 437-nucleotide messenger RNA. RefSeq names its product defensin-like protein 197. NCBI's taxonomy places the organism in Eukaryota, Viridiplantae, Streptophyta, Magnoliopsida, Brassicales, Brassicaceae. Gene Ontology annotation, cellular component: extracellular region. Bases 38 to 304 code for a protein of 88 amino acids. Gene Ontology annotation, biological process: defense response. The record is from RefSeq and is a predicted model, not a curated record. Gene Ontology annotation, molecular function: sodium channel inhibitor activity. The transcript is spliced from 2 exons.
GCCAAAAAACCUUCCACAGAGAAGCAUAACGUGAAAAAUGAAGUCUUUUUCCAUCUUUCUUGCUCUGUUCGUCUUCUUCCUUGUCGUUCUUGAGGCGCCAGAGAAGAUAGAAGCCGGCAACAAGUUCAAAUGCGUGGUCGAGUACGGCGGUGACGUGGGUCCAACGUUCUGUAACCCUAAAUUCUUCCCGACAUUGUGCCGUCAGAAUUGCCGGAGCUUCAAAGGUGCCAAAGGAGGUAAAUGUGUGAAGCAGCCCAAACACAAACCUAUCAAAUGCUUCUGCGACUACUGCAAAGACGACUAGACUUCACAAAAAAACGCCUUAAAUAAAAAUAAAACCACUGGUUCUAGCUUCACUCUCCAAACGCAACCACCCCUUCUCGACCUAAAUGUUUGUAAUUUCCAUAUAAAUUUUAUAAAUGUAUCUUUGAUGUUUA